Propithecus coquereli (Coquerel's sifaka) is the source of this 708-nucleotide messenger RNA. RefSeq names its product chromosome unknown open reading frame, human C2orf76. Bases 98 to 478 code for a protein of 126 amino acids. The transcript is spliced from 6 exons. The record is from RefSeq and is a predicted model, not a curated record. Lineage: Eukaryota; Metazoa; Chordata; Mammalia; Primates; Indriidae.
GGUGGCAGUCUGGGCAGUGUAGGCUCAACCAACAGCAUGACUCCAGUCAUUGCAUCAUGGAACAACCCUUUCUGCAGGCAUCUGGGAAUUUAUUCACAUGGCUCCCGAAGAAGUGACCAUCACAGUUCGCCUCAUUCGUUCCUUUGAACAUCGCAAUUUCAAACCUGUAGUGUAUCGUGGGGUUAACUUGGACCAAACCGUAAAGGAAUUUAUAGCAUUUUUAAAGCAAGAUGUCCCUUUAAGGACCAGCCUGCCACCACCGUUCAGAAAUUAUAAAUAUGAUAAACUAAAGAUCAUUCACCAAGCACAUAAAUCAAAGUCAAAUGAACUUGUGUUGAGUUUGGAAGAUGAUGACAGACUCCUGCUAAAGGAAGACAGAACUCUGAAAGCAGCUGGAGUCGCCAGUGAAACUGAAAUUGCAUUCUUCUGUGAGGAAGAUUAUAAGACCUACAAAGCUAAUCCCAUUUCAUCCUGGUGAAAACGUCUCGGGGGCUGCCUUUUUGCAUACCUGUAUUAAGCUCUUUAUUCCACUACUGAGUUUUUGAAAUUGACAAACAAAUCUUAAAAAAUUAAUCCCAGGCUCUACUAUUUGAGCCAAAAUCUGGUGAUUUCUCUCUCUGCAGUUCUCCUCUCUCUCUCUUUCAUGUCGUAAAAUAAUAUAUUAUGAGAAAAACAUUUGAUUUUUUAAAAGUGAAGUAAACUGUUAUU